GCUUGAUAUUAUUUCUUAUAAAAAGAAACUGCCCCCUGCUAAGUUCAAGUGUCUCCCACAUGUAGAAGUAGCAUUCACGCGAUAUACAGCUGUAAUAAUGGAAGGCUAAAGGUCGUGGCUUUAAGAAUAAUUAAAUGUAAAUACGACGGUACGUUGAACUGUGGGAUCGAUACAGCACGCUAACAUCAAGUUCAAGUAACAUCGCUAUGGCUACCGUAGGCCAAACACUACGGAGUGUGGGGAAAUUCUGGUACACGAACACUGUUCAAUACCAUUGUCGACAGUACCUUGGGCGGUUUAAGCUAUUCACAGUGUUAAUUUCAUUACGAAUUAUACAAUAACUAACAUUAAUUCUGCCACUAAUGGUUUAAAUUCCAUUAAAUUCAUUAAAAUAUAAUCAUGCGUGUUUCUGGAACCCGAACAUACUAUAGGCCGUCGCCUCCCAAAAUGCCUCCCGGGCUGGUGGACCUAAUACAGGAGUUAUCAAGGGAUGUGCUGAAAAAUAAUCCUGCUGAUAUUUACGGAUACUGCGCUAAUCAUUUUAAACAACUUCUUGAAAUAAGAGAUGGCCCUCUUCGUAAGAAAAAACUAACAUUAGAAGAGAAAAUUGCUAACGCCCAAGAAAAGGUAAGGCAACGAGCAGAGCAACGAAGGCAACAAUAUGAUAAUGAGAUGCUCAAACAACAUCGCGAUCAAGAAUCUGAAAUAAAAGCUUCAAAUGAAAACGAUGCACCAAUACCCGUUCAAGAACCCUCUGCUAUUGAUAUUACACCACUCAUUCAUAAAGAACAGGAGUUAGUUAACUCGUCAACAGAACCUGUAUCGUCAGCAGCACCAGCUGUAUUAUCAGCAGCAGCUGUACCGUCAUUAGCAGCUGUAUCAUCAGUAGUAGCUCUGUCGUCAGCAGUGGGUCUGUCCUCAGCUGCAGCUCUGUCAUCAGCUGUAACUAUAUCGUCAGCAGUAGCUUUAUCUUCAGCUGCAGUGCCAUCGUCUGCAGAAAUUGAAUUGUCAAAUAAAACUGACACACCACCUGAAGAUCAUCAAAAUUCUGAGGAGGUAGCUAUAAAAGAUUCUGAUGAUUUAAAAGUUUAUGAGAAAGCUGACUCAAUUUCUAAAGAGGACGAGGAGGUAAAAGACGAUAUUACCGUCGCUGAUUCUAACGCUCCAAUAAGUCAUUACCCAACUGAAAAUCCUUUAAAUGUAAUAGAGACCAAGACCAUAUCCAGUGAUGCGUCAGAAAACUUAAAUAAUUCGAGUGAACCCAUUACAGAGGUACAAGUAAAUCCCGAUAAUCACCAGCAUGCUGAGGAAAAUGAAGGAUUGAUAGCUGUAGAUUUGCAAGAAACUGACGAGUCAAGUCCAAUUAACGACGUAAUUGUAGAAAAUCAUAAAAUUGAUGACGAAACGGCUGCUGCUACAAACAUAGAAUCGGAAACAGAUAAUAAAAGCGAAGUAAAUGAUGCAGAUACACCGAAGUCAAUUGUGCCACCAGAAACAAUUGAUGAUCACAAUGUUGAACCCCAACCUGAACAAAUUGUUACAAAAACUCAGCAUUCAAAUGUAACUGAAAGCAUUAAAGAUGAUAAUAUCGAUCUUGAUCAUACGUCCCAGAUAAAUAAAACAGAAAACGGCGAAAAAAAAUUGGAAGGUGAAGAUGAUACUAAAAAGGAAACUGAUUCAGAUUCUCAGGAAACCAACCAGUUCGAAAUUACUUUUAAAGAAUCCCCUACCGUAGAACUGCAGGGACCGCAAGUAAGUUCUGAUGUUUUGGAAUCAUUGUCGGAUUCAAAUACGGAUAAUGAAAUCAUGACACUUGUUGUACAAGAAUCCGGUAAUGGUGAUUUAGAAGAGAUUAAUGGUUUCAAUGAAACCCAUGCUCUUGAUUCGAAUUCGAAUACACAUACUGAUUCACCUCACUCGAUUAAAGUUGAAUCCGGACAAGAUUUUGAAAAUGAAAAGCUUCAAGAGGAUCAACAUAAAAAUCAAAUCAACAAUAGUAUUGAGGAUCAUGGUAAGAUUACUGAACAUUUAGAAAAUAAUGACAUUCAGAACAGUGAUCUUGGGGCAUCAAAAUUAAGUGAAUCUGGUAAUAACCAAGAUAAUAUGGAUUUGGAAACUGCUGCAGUAACUAUACAAAAGGUUUUUCGGUCAUUCCUUUUUAGGAGUAGAACGUCUACAUUGGAUGAAUCCGUCAACGAUGAAACAAUGUACUCGAAUGAUAAUGAGAAAAAUAAGGAGGAAUGUGAUUUUACCAUUCCAGGUCCUCUAAACGAAAGAAGGCCACAUGGUAUCACAAGAAUGGACACAGUUCUUCAAACUGUCAACGAGGAAAAGUCGCUUUCUUUAUCGGAUGACUCUUCCACGUUAUCCAGUGCCGCAACCAUAAUUCAAGCUCACGUUAGAGGUUUUUUGGUUAGAAAUAAACUUAACUCAAAUAAAACAAUUUCUACUAAUUCUCAACACACUAGUUAUUCGAACGAACCUUCGCUUACAUCUCUAGAAAUGGACAAUGAACAAAAUAAGAAUAAAACCGUUCUAAACAUUCAUAUUGUUCCCGAAGGUGGGAAUUAUUUAAGUCGAGAUGAGAGUUUAAUCACUUCAAUGGAUUUAUCUUUAGACAGCAGUCCACCAUCGUCCAUUAAUUUACAUCCUUUGGGUUAUGAUAAAAGUGAAAGACGAAAGCAAUUGAAGAGAGAAGAUGCUAUACAAUCUAUUUCUCCACCGAGUAACAAUAGUGGAAAAUUAAGUGAGGAUGUGGAUUCCGUCAAAGAGCUUAAUGAUUCUGAAACUGUAGACCAUCCUGUAGAAAACAACAAAAUUAAUAAAGAUAAUUUGAACGACGAUGUGGCUCAGAGCAACAAUAAAAAUAAUGCCGUCGAACACGUAGCCCCAGAAUAUAUCGCCAUUGAUGACGUGGAAACUUGUGUGCAGCAAAAUAAAUCAUUGGAUACUGUUAAUUCAGAUGAAUUGGAUGUUAUCACUCCGUUUGAAUCUAGUGAAGAUAACAAUCCUUCACAACAUAAACUUAUGCAUUCUGGAGAGUUCCACGACGCUGUGCUUCCUACUAAUCCUACUAAGGUGUCCCGCAGUGACACAACAGUCGCCAGUGGUGAGUGAAGACAUCUAUUAUCAGAAUUCAAGAAUGUCCUGGUGUAUUUCUUACUUUGGAAUCAUUCAUAACAUUACGUGAAUAAGUGACACUAAUCAUAUGAAGUAAAUUGUAUGAUAUCUUUUAUUAAAUUAAUAAUACGUUUACCUU
Molecule: messenger RNA, 3259 nt
Organism: Spodoptera frugiperda (fall armyworm)
Lineage: Eukaryota; Metazoa; Arthropoda; Insecta; Lepidoptera; Noctuidae
Product: putative leucine-rich repeat-containing protein DDB_G0290503
Exons: 4
Coding region: 400-3117 (905 amino acids)
Molecular function (GO): protein binding
Source: RefSeq, a predicted model, not a curated record